UAGAGGAAAGAAAAAUUCAUUUCUUUUACUCUUCUUCCCUAUCUGAUUAUCUUCCUCUAUUGGGGUUUUUCUAUUUUCUUUUAUAUCCUUUAUCAAGAUUCACAUAUCUUUGAAUCCUGUUAUGUUUUUUUUGUUAUUUUAAAAAAGAAAAACUUUUUAUUGCUUGCUUCCCUUAAUAAAAAUUCCUCUUUGUAUCUUGUCAAUUCUGUAAUUCCUUGAAAGAAUUCAUAUAUGGAGGUUUCUUCAAGCCUGAAAAUGAUGACUUUGGAAUAUUCUCAAUUAUUUUCUUUGAAUACUUAAGUAAUUUUGUAUGUUAUAUAAAUGUAAAUAUUUUAGACAUUUCUUGUUGGAUAGUAUUAAGUUGAUCAAAACCCAAACAUGGAUUUAUUAUGAUCAUGAUAAAAAUUGAAUCUUUGGAGCAUUAACUGCAAUUGGAUCCAUUUUUUGAUGCCUGGAUUCAUAUUAAUAGUAUCAAUUAUCAAUCAUUUUUGUUUGGUAUAAUUUCCUAAAUGAUUCUCUUAUUAUAGACACAAGCAAGAUUAUUAUUACAUUUUUUUGUUACUGUUGUUACUGCUUGUUGAUACUGCUCAUUUUCGUUUUGUCCUUGAGACGAGGGUCCCCAGAAACAGCCUCUCUACCUUCACAGGGUAGCGGUAAGGUCUGCGUACAUACUACCCUCCCCAGACUCCACUUGUGAGCCUCUCUACCUUCACAGGAUAAGAAUAAGGUCUGCUCAGACCUCACUUGUGGGACUAUACUGCGUAUGUUGUUGUAGUAUGUUUGAUGUUUGAAAUUGGCAUGGCAAUGUCUAAAAUCGACGUCAAAUCGUUACAAGAAACACUUUAUGUUCAAGAACAACUUAUAGAGAAGCUUUAUAAUGAGUUGGAUGAAGAAAGUGAAGCCUCAGCUAGUGCUGCAAGUGAAGCAUUGUCCAUGAUUUUACGUCUUCAAGGCGAAAAGGCUGCAGAGGAAAUGGAAGCAGAACAGUAUAAAAGAUUUGUGGAGGAAAAAAUGUGCCAUGCAGAUGAGUCAUUAUCCAUUUUUCAAGAUCUUAUUAAUCAAAAAGAGAUGGAAAUAGUUGCUUUAGAUUAUCAAACACAAGCUUAUCGAUAUAAGUUAUUAAGUAUAGGCUGUGAUGAUAUUGAAUUUAAUGAGGAUUUGUUUCAUAAGAAUGAAAGUUUUGAUCAAGAAAUGAGUGUUCAAGCUAUUGGGAGGUGUAAAUCAGCUCCAAAUAUUCCACAGAAAUAUGCUAAUCAGAUAAAGGGAAUUCUUGAUAAAGAUGAAUAUAUCAGUCAAGAACGCGAUUUGAAUGAUACUUCAAUGGAUGGAAGUAUAGAUUUAUACUGUGAGAAGAUUGAACAGUUGGAAGAAAGAGUUAAACAGAUUGCUGGUGCUAACUAUGCGAAAUCGUGCAGUAGUGAAAUGAGGUCACAUUUACCACUUUCUAAAAGGAACUAUUGUAACAAUUUCCUCGACGUUUACCAAGUUAAGCAUCGAGGAAAUAAAUCAGACAAUGGAACGUCUGUUCGUUCUGCUUCUCCUCCGAAGGUUCUUGAUGUAUUUGAAGUCCCUCGAGCUAUUAAAGACGACGAUAAGAUGAUUUGGCAGAGUGAUGAAAGGGUUGAAAAACAAGAUUUUGUCCCAAAAGAGGCUGCAAAACAACUUGUUAAAGAUCAAACUGAUUGCCUUAAGAAAUAUUUAGUACCUAUGCAGCAUGAGAACAAGUUACAUAAAGUAGGUGAAGCUGCUGCAGUCGACUGUCAUUUGGCGAUUUGCGCUACAACUAGUGCUUCAGAAACAGAAGAGAUUCGUCGUCUCAAUAGGACGUUUGAGAUAGCUGAAGUUGAGGUACAAGGAACAAGGCAAGAAUCCGACAGAUACGAAGAACUAAUGUUGUUACAUGAUAUUAAGGAGCAAAUAAAUUUGAUGCAAUCUGAAAUUAGAAGUUGGAAAAAUAAGAAAUCCCCUACAAGAGAUGAGUUAUCUGUAGUUUCUCUAACAGAGGUGAUGGUUUGCUUUUGGCUCUGAUAUCAGCUAUCAAAAAGCUUUCAAAUAGUGGUCCGACCCUUUCUCGGACACCGUGCAUAACGGGAGUUUAGUGCACCGGGCUACUCUUUUAUUCAAGAUGUUGAAAUUUGUACUUAUUAUGCCUUUUUUGAAUAUUGAAAAAGUCUUUUUGGCAUUUUUACAAGAAUGGCCAAAGAAUUGAUCAUUAGUGGCUUGUAAAUGUUGUAUGUUCCAUGAAUCUGCAACGACUUAAUUUACCACAUCAAGAACAUGAUAUCAACAUGAUAUUUUGCUUUGAAUUUCUCUCUAUCUUCUUGUGAGUUUUGGUUGUAAGUUAUCUCUGCUGCAGUU
This is a messenger RNA of Nicotiana tabacum (common tobacco), 2358 nucleotides long. RefSeq lists its product as uncharacterized. The record is from RefSeq and is a predicted model, not a curated record. Lineage: Eukaryota; Viridiplantae; Streptophyta; Magnoliopsida; Solanales; Solanaceae.